UAUAGCAACCUUGCAAACUCAACUACUCCAUGUGUCAUGUGCUAACAAAGGAAUCGCUACAAAUGAAACUAUCAGUACUUCUUGAAAAUCGUCUGAAAAACACAAAAAUGAUAAUUACGAAUAAACCAGAAAUAGUUCAAUACAAGCAGAAAAACCUAAAUAAAACUAAAUACUGUGUAUGCAAAACUCUAGGUCCGGCUUUAAUGCUUGCAAGGCUUUUUGGAGUAUUUCCGGUAUCAUGGCGACACACGACUGAAAAGUGUGUCUACGAAAAAUCUUUGACUUGGUUGAUUUACACUGGUUUUGUUAUAAUAUUUCAAAUCUUCGUAACUUACUCAAACGUGAACUAUUCAAAUCUUUUAAAUGCAACAUUAUUGGUUAUUAUAGAUAAUUUAACGAAUCUAUAUUACAGCCACUAUGUUGUUCUGAUCACAUUAUUGGGAUUUUUUAAAUUCACUGCUUAUAUUACUACUUUAAAUACUCUGGCUUCAACUCUAAAAGAUGGAGUCUUAUGUCAGUCAGCUAUGAGAAGAGUCGUGUUGCUGCAAUAUGCAAUUUUUGCUUCAUUGGCGUUAGUUGCUACAUUCCAAAUAAUUCUGUAUAUAUGGCUUAAUAAUUCAACGAGUUAUGAAGCCAAUUUCUCUAUAAUGAAUAUUUUAUACAGAAUGUUUAUGAAUUUCUCUUUCGGUUUAUACGCAGUAGUUUUUACCAUAUUUGGAUUGUUGAUAGGAUCGUUAGCUUGCUUUGAAAAAUAUACCUUGAAUUGUCUCAAAUAUGUUCCUGUACAUCCUUUAAGAGAUAUCGAUGAUUCCAAUAACUCAUCUGAUUUUAUGGGAAUUAUACAUUAUAAACUUUGCACCGAAAACCAUUUCAUCACAUCGCAAAUGUUGGAUUUAAAACCUGCCGACGUGGUUGAAAAUUUAAGAAUAUAUCACGAAGAAUUUAGUCUAUGCAUAUACAGUUGGAAUAAGAGUAUGGAUCUACUUUUUCUAACCCAUACCGUUAUGGAAUUGGCAGUUCUGAUUGUCGAUUGGUAUGCCGUUAUAGCUUACUUGGUAUAUAGUUUUAAGGCUCCAAUAGCUGCUACAAUGAACAUUCUGAAUUUAUUUUAUGUGGUGUCUCAUACGUAUGGGUUGUUCCUGUUUUUGAAAAAUUGCCAGGCUUUAAAAAAUAUUAUACAUGGAUUAGUUACAUUCUUACUGGAAUACUCUACAAGAAUAACUGAUCCAGAAGAACAUCAACAAGUUCGAUUUUUUAUAGAAAAAAUCAACAACCAUCGUCCAUUUACGGCCAGCGGGGUUUUCACGAUAGAUUUGGGAAUUGCAGGACCGAUAGCAGCGAAUAUACUCACUUACGUUUUGGUAGCACUGCAGUUUGAAGUACCAAAAGAAUAAAUCGUUAAUAUAAAUAGCGUAUUGUUGUUAAUUAAAAUAAAGAAGG
Molecule: messenger RNA, 1440 nt
Organism: Psylliodes chrysocephalus
Lineage: Eukaryota; Metazoa; Arthropoda; Insecta; Coleoptera; Chrysomelidae
Source: the annotation of a GenBank genome assembly